Geodia barretti is the source of this 941-nucleotide messenger RNA. Lineage: Eukaryota; Metazoa; Porifera; Demospongiae; Tetractinellida; Geodiidae. The record is from the annotation of a GenBank genome assembly.
AUAUACGCGCGAUUUCGCGGAGGCAGGGGGGUGUAUACAGUGCGAGAGCGAUGGAGCCAACGCAUAUCAUCGUGAAAGGCGUCCUGAGACUCGCAGCGAUUGUUUUCGCAGUGAUACUGGUCGUUGUGUCAGCAAUUACUCUCGGAAUAGUCAAUAGUAACCGAGAUUUCGAUGAAAUCAGGGAAUAUCGGAGUGCACCACAAUCCAUCAAACAGCUAGAGGACCUGGUGGACAGUACAGUGUCAACAUCUGCCUGGCUGAUAUUGCUCAGCAUCAUAGUAGUGGUCUGGCAGGCAUUGUACAGCGUUCUCCUUCUGAUGUCCUCUCUUCUCAGCUUUCUACAGAGAUACUCGGUGGUAUUAGCCAUCACGGAUGUGGGCCUCAGUUUAUCAGCCGUCGUCUGUUUCUUGGCCACCACAAUCGCCUGCAUAGUCUUAGCUGAUGCCUGGGGAGGACCACCUGAGGCCUGUGAUCGUUACAGCAUCUAUUACAGGGGCCUCAAUUGUGACCACAAUCACUUGGAAGGGACCAACGGAACUGCUGCACUACUGUGCACCGUUGAGUUGGUUCUGCUGGCAGUUCUUGGAGUGCUAUCAGCCGCGGGCUGUCUCCCAGUGAUGGUGGUGUGUCUAAGGGGAGCCAAGAGAGCUAGUAGACCCAUUUCCAGCAAAGAGCCAGGGGCAGUAGACACGUAGAUUGUGUUUCAAUUCCAACUCAGUUUUGUAUCCCACCUAACCAUAAACACUUUCCAGUUACAUAAGCAGUAUAAACAUCUAGGGGGGCCGCCACAUCAAUGUAUACAGCAACAAAGCCAACAACAGUUGGUUUUUUAAUUUCCCCAAAUAAACAUGAGCGCACAUGAGUGAGACAGAGAGAGAGAUACUUUUUCAUUGGCAGGUUUAUGAUACAGAAUGGAAUUGUGAAGUGUUAUGGGGGGGGGG